Molecule: messenger RNA, 1902 nt
Organism: Pogona vitticeps (central bearded dragon)
Lineage: Eukaryota; Metazoa; Chordata; Lepidosauria; Squamata; Agamidae
Source: RefSeq, a predicted model, not a curated record
GCAUGUGGAGGACAUCUCCAAGGUAUUUUCUACUGCUCUCAACUACACAGCCAUGCGCAUCCUUGGGGUUAGUCCUGAUGAUCCAGACCUGUUGCGAGCUCGAAACAACCUCCAUGAAAAAGGUGGUGCUGUAGGAAUAGCUUCCUGGGGUAAAUUUUGGUUGGCUGUCUUGAAUGUCUACAGCUGGGAAGGAAUGAAUACACUUUUCCCUGAGAUGUGGUUGUUUCCCUCCUGGAUGCCCGCCCAUCCUUCCACUCUUUGGUGUCACUGUCGUCAAGUGUACCUGCCCAUGGCCUACUGCUAUGCUGCACGUCUGACUGCAGCAGAAGAUGAUGAGCUUGUUUUGAGCCUCCGACAGGAGCUGUAUGUGCAAGACUACUCCAGUAUUGACUGGCCAGCACAGAGAAAUAAUGUGGCUGCAGAAGAUGUAUACACACCACAUAGCUGGCUGCUUACAAUUAUCUAUGGUGAGUUUAUGGUCCUGGAAAUAUCUAAAACUAUUAACAUGCUUGUGCGCUGGUUUGUGGAGGGAGAAAAAUCUCCAGCAUUCCAGGAACAUAUCUCCAGAAUCCCUGACUACCUCUGGAUGGGGCUGGACGGCUUGAAGAUGCAGGGCACCAACGGGUCCCAAGUUUGGGAUACAGCAUUUGCUGUCCAGGCUUUCCUAGAGGCUGGUGCUGAGAAGAAACCAGAAUUCUCUUCUUGUCUGAUACAUGCGCAUGAGUUUUUGAGAAUCUCACAGAUUCCAGAUAAUCCACCUGAUUACGACAAGUAUUACCGACAUAUGAACAAGGGUGGAUUUCCCUUCAGUACUCGUGACUGUGGUUGGAUUGUCGCUGACUGCACUGCAGAAGGGCUGAAGUCAGCAAUGCUACUCCAAGAGAAGUGCCCAUUCAUAAAAGACCACAUUCCGCCCAGCCGCCUCUUCAGUGCUGUGAAUGUGUUGCUAAGCAUGCAGAACGCCAAUGGUGGCUUUUCUACAUAUGAGACUAUGCGAGGAGGGUGGCUGCUGGAACUACUGAAUCCUUCUGAGGUGUUUGGCGAUAUCAUGGUAGACUACACUUACGUUGAGUGCACUUCAGCAGUGAUGCAGGCACUGAAACACUUCCAUGAGCAUUUCCCUGAGCACAGAGCAUCAGAGAUAAGAAAGGUGCUCCAAAAAGGCUUCCAGUAUUGUCGGAGAACGCAGAGAGCUGAUGGUUCCUGGGAAGGGUGUUGGGGUGUGUGCAUCACCUAUGGCACGUGGUUUGCGUUGGAAGCAUUUGCUUGUAUGCAGCACACCUAUCAGGAUGGAGUGGCCUGUGAGGAAGUGUCCCGUGCUUGCGAGUUCCUGGUCUCCAAACAGAUGGAGGAUGGUGGAUGGGGAGAGGAUUUUGAGUCAUGUGAACAGCGCAGAUACAUCCAGAGUGCCGCCUCCCAGAUCCACAACACCUGCUGGGCUCUUCUCGGACUCAUGGCGGUUCACUAUCCAGAUGUGAAAGUCUUGGAGAAGGGAAUCAAAGUUUUGAUUCAGAAACAACUGCCUAAUGGGGAUUGGCCUCAAGAGAACAUUGCUGGAGUAUUUAACAAGACCUGUGCUAUCAGCUACACUUCCUACCGCAAUGUCUUCCCCAUCUGGACCCUGGGACGCUUUUCUCGUCUGUAUCACGCCAGCCCUCUUGCUAGCAAGCUCUCUACUGGGGCCUUAAGAAAUGGAGAAAAGAGACUGGCUGCAGGGCUGACAAGUAAAAAUACAUUGUCAUUCAUCCUUUCCUAAGUUUGGGAUAGUAACCAGUGCUGAACUUACCAUUUUGUUGAAAUUCUUUGUAAUUUUCUCAAUUGCUAUCAAGGGCUAUGUAAAGAUAACCAUAAGGUUCUGUUUGAAAGAACCUCUGAAAGGACACAAUUGAAGGGAAGGCACUG